Molecule: messenger RNA, 1097 nt
Organism: Scleropages formosus (Asian bonytongue)
Lineage: Eukaryota; Metazoa; Chordata; Actinopteri; Osteoglossiformes; Osteoglossidae
Product: dr1-associated corepressor
Exons: 7
Coding region: 409-840 (143 amino acids)
Biological process (GO): transcription by RNA polymerase II
Cellular component (GO): nucleus; negative cofactor 2 complex
Molecular function (GO): protein heterodimerization activity; RNA polymerase II general transcription initiation factor activity; core promoter sequence-specific DNA binding
Source: RefSeq, a predicted model, not a curated record
ACCUAUUAGGUUAAUUACCCUACGGCGUCGUAAUCGCACUUCUACUAAAAUAAUAGUAGUUAGACAAAGUGCGUAAUUCAAUAUAAUAUAAAACAUGAUGACGCGAACAAUUCUGCGGUGCGCUACGUUUUACUACUGUUUUUGAAAAAAAAAAAAAAUAAGAAAAAGAAAAUGAACGCGACGGGGAGUCGGUUGCGGGGAAAAAAAAAUAUCACUGAUAAAAUGUAAGUUUCUCCGCUCGCUGCGUUUUUGAGGAUCGUUUCGAGGAGCAAAGCAAAGAAAGCGUCGCGGCUCCAUUUACCGAGAGUCCCGCUGACUUCCUGUGAAAGACACAAAUGGAGCUGAAGGCAGCGGCCCGUCCAAACUGUCCGAAAUGUAACCCACAGCGGCGGGCGCUGAACCCACAACAUGCCAGGGCAGAAAAGAAAGUACAACGUUCGCUUCCCACCAGGUCGCAUCAAGAAGAUCAUGCAGAAGGACACGGAAGUGGGGAGGAUUGCGACCGCCGUGCCCGUCAUCAUCUCCAGAGCAUUGGAGAUGUUCUUGAAAUCCUUCCUGAUGAAGACCAGUCAGAUCACUCAGUCAAAGCACAGUAGGGUGAUGUCAAUAGCCCACAUGAAGCAGUGUAUUGAGUCGGAGAAGCUCUUUGACUUUCUGAAGGACCUGGCAGAGCAGGCCACCACCCCUUCCGCACAGAUAGAGGUUCGCACCAGGGGGACAUGGCCGACCCACAGGAAGAAAUGGAAAGACCUCUCUGUCAAAGGAAAGCAAUUUGGCACUACAGAGAGAAGCAGGAGAACUAAUACUGACCCUUUUGAAGACAUGGAACACUUAGACUAGAUUUAUUUUUGUUGUGGAGGACUUUGGCUUGAAGCUUUGGAACACACAUAGAUCAGCCUUGUUGAACAGGUGACCUUCUGCUGUGGAUGUUAUACACGACACCUUUCGCCUUUAUCAGGAUGCUGUAGCGGUGCUAAAAUUAUUGAAUAUACUUUUUUGCUUUUGUAGGAACAAGCUUUAGAGUUAGAUUUAUCUGUAUUGUCAAGGUGAUUCAGUAUAAUUAGACUAUACUUUUGUAUAAUCUUGUUGGAGAAGAG